CGCGGCCGCCGAGCGAUGCUGGCGGGAGCGCUUCGCCGCGGGCUGACGCAGGCGAACCACGAUGGCGGCGAACGACGUCAAAGUGACGCCGCGCUGCGUGCUGGACGCCAACGGCUGCCUGUCGCUGCGCGACAUCCUCGUCUCGUUCAACGCGCCCAUCAACGAGCAGCACGCGUGGGCGCUGUGCUACCAGUGCGCCAAGUGCUUCCGCGGCUGCCUGCAGACCAGCCGCCAGACGCACCAGCGCUGCUUCUGCGUGUCCGAGCUCGAGCACCUCCUGUUGCACCGCGACGGGCACGUGCACCCGAGCAGCGUGUUCGGCAGCGACGCCGCCGGCACGCACGCGUCCCGUCUGCCGGCCACAUGUGAAGCCAAGGGCUCAGUCAUGUCAUCAACGUUCCCUCCAUCGUAGUUUGGAAAGUUUUUUCCUCCUACCUUC
Gryllus bimaculatus (two-spotted cricket) is the source of this 439-nucleotide messenger RNA. Lineage: Eukaryota; Metazoa; Arthropoda; Insecta; Orthoptera; Gryllidae. The record is from the annotation of a GenBank genome assembly.